AUGCCUCCAGCAAAGAAACGCAAGACUAGAGCGACAGCCGAAGCUGUGGACGAGGCCCCUUCCUCCUCGAAAGCUCUCGAGACCAGCACGGCAUCGGAAGAAGUAUCGGCGCCUGUUCAAGACACACCAGUUGUAGAGGAAUCACAGGCAGGCCCUUCCACGUCAACAUCUGAUGCGGCGGCAAAGGCAAAGGAGCGCAUGGAAAGAUUCAAGGCCCUGCAAGCACGCGCCAAAACUGGAGCACAGAAGAACUUGAAGGAAGCAACACUAGAAUCGCAACGCCUAGCCACCGAUCCGAACCUUCUUACAUCUCUGAACCGGAAGUCUGCGAUAGCUUCUCACAACCUACUGAAGGCAGAUACAGAGAUUUCAGGGGGUGAUUUUGAGCGGAAGAGAGCCUGGGAUUGGACGAUCGAAGAGAGUGAACGGUGGGAUAAGCGCAUCAAGAAGAAGGAUGCACAUAGAGACGACCAGGCAUUCCAGGAUUACCGACAGGACAGCAGGAAAGUCUACAAACGACAGAUACGAGAUCUGAAAGUGGAUAUGGACUACUACGAAAAGCAGAAGAAUGAAGCAAUAGAGAAAGCUGCUGCGAGUGGUGGUUUGGAGAUUGUAGAGACGGAGGACGGCGAGCUAGUUGCUGUGGAUAAGGAUGGCACAUUCUAUUCAACUGCAGAUUCUACUGGGUUUGUCGAACAUAAACCGCCAAAGGAUGCUGUGGACAGGCUAGUGAAAGACUUGACGGAAGCUGAAGAAGCAAGGUUGAAGAAGAGGAGAGAGAGGAUGGGUGCAAAUGGUGAUGAGGGUGAUGUCACGUAUAUCAACGACAAGAAUAAGCAGUUCAACCAAAAGUUGAACAGGUUUUACAACAAGUACACCGCAGAAAUUAGGGACAGUUUUGAGCGUGGAACAAUGAUAUAA
Messenger RNA from Cadophora gregata, 921 nucleotides. It is a transcript of the gene SYF2, whose product is annotated as pre-mRNA-splicing factor syf2. Gene Ontology annotation, cellular component: catalytic step 2 spliceosome; post-mRNA release spliceosomal complex; Prp19 complex. Lineage: Eukaryota; Fungi; Ascomycota; Leotiomycetes; Helotiales; Ploettnerulaceae. The transcript is spliced from 2 exons. The record is from RefSeq and is a predicted model, not a curated record. Bases 1 to 921 code for a protein of 306 amino acids.